Molecule: messenger RNA, 3988 nt
Organism: Pungitius pungitius (ninespine stickleback)
Lineage: Eukaryota; Metazoa; Chordata; Actinopteri; Perciformes; Gasterosteidae
Gene: wdr20b
Product: WD repeat domain 20b
Exons: 4
Coding region: 39-2039 (666 amino acids)
Molecular function (GO): protein binding
Source: RefSeq, a predicted model, not a curated record
AUCCGGGGUUCGGACAAGGAUGAACGCCAAUUUCCAAGAUGGCGGCGGAGGGAGGAGGGAAGGAGAUGAACGAAAUUAAAACUCAAUUCACCACACGAGAAGGUGUCUACAAACUCCUCACUCACUCCGAAUACAGCCGCCCGAACAGGGUGCCUUUCAACUCGCAGGGCUCCAACCCCGUCAAGGUCUCCUUCGUCAAUGUAAACGACCAGUCCGGCAACGGCGACAGGAUCUGUUUCAAUGUGGGCCGGGAACUGUACUUUUAUAUCUACAAAGGCGUGAGAAAGGCUGCUGAUCUCAGUAAGCCAAUAGACAAGCGGAUAUACAAAGGAACGCAGCCCACGUGCCAUGACUUCAACCCGAUCACGGCUACGGCGGAGAGCGUCUCCCUGCUGGUGGGCUUCUCGGCUGGCCAGGUGCAGCUCAUCGACCCGAUAAAGAAGGAGACGAGCAAACUCUUCAACGAGGAGAGACUCAUAGACAAGUCCCGGGUGACGUGUGUGCGAUGGGUGCCGGGCUCGGAGAGCUUGUUUCUGGUCGCUCACUCCAGUGGCAGCAUGUAUCUGUACAACGUGGAGAACACCUGCGGCACCACGGCGCCUCACUACCAGCUGCUGAAGCAGGGGGAGAACUACGCCGUGCACACCUGCAAGAGCAAGUCGGCCCGCAACCCGCUGCUGCGCUGGACGGUGGGCGAAGGGGCGCUCAACGAGUUCGCCUUCUCCCCGGACGGCAAGUUUCUGGCCUCCGCGAGCCAGGACGGCUUCCUGCGGGUGUUCGGCUUCGACGCGGCGGAGCUCCACGGGACGAUGAAGAGCUACUUCGGCGGCCUGCUGUGCGUGUGCUGGAGCCCGGACGGACGGUACAUCGUGGCGGGCGGGGAGGACGACCUGGUGACGGUCUGGUCCUUCUCCGACUGCCGGGUGAUCGCGCGCGGCCACGGCCACAAGUCGUGGGUGAGCGUGGUGGCGUUCGACCACUGCACCACGAGCGUGGAGGACGGUGACCCGCCCGCCGAGUUCAGCGGCAGCGACGAGGAGUUCCACGAGCAGAUUCACUUCGGCGCGGGCCGAGACAGGGCGAACAGCUCGCACUCGCGGCUCUCCAAGAGAAACUCCACGGACAGCAGGCCCGUCAGCGUGACCUACAGGUUUGGCUCGGUGGGCCAGGACACCCAGCUGUGUCUGUGGGACCUGACGGACGACAUUCUUUUCCCUCACCUCCCUUUGUCCCGCACUAGGACUCACACUAAUGUCAUGAGUGCCACAAGCCCUCCAGCCACUGGACAAACUACUGCUACUACGACGACGACGACGCCGGCGACAACAACCGCGACUACUACUACUACUACUACUGCUGCUGCUGCGCCCGCCGCCGUGGCCGCCACUUACCCCGGUGGCGCCAAUGUUAAAGACAAUACGAGCGCCAGCGGCAACCCGCCCAACUCCCUCCCCGGCACCCUGCCUCGGUCCAACAGCUUGCCACACUCCUCCAACCCAACAGGGGGCAGCACCCCCAACAGUCACACAGGCAGCAACAGCAGCUCCACCACCAACGCCGCCGCCACCCCGACCCCGACCCCCACCACCACCACCACCACCACCUCCACCAAGGCCAACAGCAUCAUCGACAGCGCUUUCAUCGCCACCGGCGUCAGCAAGUUCGCGACCCUGUCGCUGCACGACUCGCGCAAGGAGCGCCACGAGAAGGACCACAAGCGCAACCACAGCAUGGGCCACAUCAGCAGCAAGAGCAGCGACAAGCUCAACCAGCUGAGCUCCACGCGGACGGCGAAGGCCGAGGCCGCCAAGACUCUGGGCACCACGCUGUGCCCGCGCAUGGAGGACGUGCCGCUGCUCGAGCCGCUGGUGUGCAAGAAGAUCGCUCACGAGAGACUCACUGUGUUAAUCUUCCUCGAGGACUGUCUGGUAACAGCCUGUCAGGAGGGUUUCGUUUGCACAUGGGCUAGGCCCGGGAAAGUGGGUUUGCUAUCAUCUCAAAACAACCCGGCCAACUCCCCCAGUGGAACAGUAGUAUAGCCCCAGUGCUGGUGCUGCUAAUGACAGCUCCAUGCAACAGAGACGGGGACGACCGAGGCCACGGUCCUGCAGCGCUUCUUCACAUAACUGUCACACACCACAUGACCUCCAGUGUCCCCCCCCCCCCGUCAUUCUCAUCGCGACAGGCAUCCAGACGCUCUAUCUAUCUAUCUCUCUCUCCCCUCCCCCCCCCCCCCUGCCCCUCCCCAGUCACCCCCCCCCCCCCUUUCUGUGUUACUGCUCGUGCUCAGAUAGCCGACGUGGGCCGAGCCUCGGUUAGAAGCUCGACGUCCUGUUGUCUGGGCGUGGAAGAAAAAAAAAAAAGGGUGCUAUUGGAAGUAAGAUGGCAAGCUUUAAAUCACCCAGGAGGUAUUAUGGGAGGGACUUGCUGUCUCAUUGUACCAUUGUGUGGUCAUAUCAAGUCGUGUCUAGUCUGAAAAUAGCAAACUCUAGUACCCGAUCCUUUGUGCCUGUAGACCUUUAAUGACUAGAUAUGCUGUAGGCAUUGUGCCGAUGCCUCAGCCCUAACCUAUAUUUUUUUUUUUUUUUGUGUGUGGGUUUAAUUUGGAGAUUUCUCCUAAUAUUUUGUUUCUUCAAACGUAUUCACUUGGGGAAAAGGUGGAAUUGGUAUGAGGGGGGGAUUGUUUUCGGAGCAGCAGCCACAACUCUUUUCAUUUCUCACUUCCUGGGCGAUCUCUUGAGCAGCCGACGCCCGUUCAAGAGAAACGGAGCGUUUCACUUCCUUCAGAAAUGUUUUAAUCAGUAGAAUCACACUUUAAAGUGUAUUUGCACAAAUUUUUUUCUUUCCUUCUUGAUGCUUUUUUGUUUUUUCCCAUUUUGAAAAAGAAAAAAAACAUUGCGGCUGUGGAACACAGGCAGAAUAUACUGAAGACCGCUCUGGAAGCACUUGUGGAAACGGCUUCGUGUUGCCCUCUGUCUCAACGCUGGAUGCUGCAAUCAUAGUUUUUUAUAUGGAAAAAAAAUUGUUUGCACUUAGUAGUUUGUUAGAGGAGAAUGGCUUUACAUUUUUUGGAGUGUGUAAGGACUCCUUGACAAGGUUGAAAUAUAUAAAUAGAAUUUAAAAAGAAACCUUUGUAUCUAUUGAACAUUUAUUUUAAUAUUGUUUCAGAUUAAAUGGGCUCUGUAAUAUAUGUAAAUACUGUACCACAAUGAUUUAUGGGUGAAAUGAUCAUUAUUACUUUAGUUCAAAGAUCCUUAUUUCAGAAAAUAGUGAUAUUUCUAAUACAGAAGAUCUAUACCUAAUAUUAAAUGAACCUUGAAUAUGCAGGUGAACAUGUUUCUUUUCUGUUGUACAUAAAGAGAAUUCAGGUGUAUUUUUAUUAACGAGACGUUUGGUAUAGGAGACAGCUAUGAAGUCCUCUUAAAUAACAGGUAGUGCUGAAUGCUGCAGAUAUUCCUUUUACAACGUAGGCAGGCAGGCGCAGAUGCAGCUGUCUUAAUUCAGCCAUCACUCCGAGCUCAGGUAAACCACAGGAAGAAUUUACGCUGCCCCCGUCCCCCCCCACCCCCCACCCCCUUCCCCAUUCCCCCCCCAACCCUCACCCACUAGUUCCAUCCACCAACAUGUGUGUGUGUGUGUGUGUGUGUGUGUGAAUUCACUGUAAAAACUAAUAAGACCCGACGACCAUGUGCUGCAGACGGGGCUGCGAUCUGUUUGAGUCCUUUUUGUGAGUAAGUUACUGAAACUCGAUGCCGAACAAACAUUUGACACUGUGUUAAAAAAAAAGAACAACAACAACAACUAACUGACGUCGGCACUCGAUGGCGUGCGUGCUUGAGGAUUUUUUUUUCUUCUUUUUCUUUAUUUCAAACACCCAAAUAGCAAGACUGAGGAUAUUAACAGUGGGAGCCUCCCCCCUUCUUCUUCCUCCUCCUCCUCCUCCCCCCCCCUCCCAUGUGACGCCUAUUAAAACAGCUUUGACAGAUUA